UGUAUCUGAUUACUUUUUUCCUCCAACGUACGUCACUGUGCUUAACCUCUGUCUGUAGAGACAAGUACCGCUACUUUGCCUGCCUCCUGAGAGACAGGUUUGAUAAGAACAAGGAUGUGAAGGAUAUGGUGAAAGCCACGGAGCUGCUGAAGGCAGGCGAGGAGGAGUUCUGGGCAAACCAGCAUCCUCAGCCGUACAUCUUCCCUGACUCCCCUGGGGGCACUUCCUAUGAGAGAUACGAGUGCUACAAGAUUCCUGAAUGGUGCCUGGAUUACUGGCACCCUUCUGAGAAGGCGAUGUAUCCCGAUUACUUUGCCAAACGAGAGCAAUGGAAGAAGCUGCAGCGGGAAAGCUGGGAUAAAGAGAUCAAGCAGUUAGAAGAAGAAACUCCGGCUGAUGGUCCAAGAACGGAAGCUUUGCCUCCAGCUCGUAAGGAAGGGCAUCUGCCACCGCUGUGGUGGCAGUACGUAACGCGACCUCGUGAAAUUCCCAUGUAAAAGCGUUAUUUUGCAUGAGAAUUAAAGCGGUCCGUCUUCUGUAGGUGGUAGACAUGUCCGUGACCGCAUGCUACUCUAAGAAGUAUAAAAUAUAGCCAAAUAAAGUAAAUCAGAAGGCA
Molecule: messenger RNA, 616 nt
Organism: Egretta garzetta (little egret)
Lineage: Eukaryota; Metazoa; Chordata; Aves; Pelecaniformes; Ardeidae
Gene: NDUFB9
Product: NADH:ubiquinone oxidoreductase subunit B9
Exons: 3
Coding region: 126-497 (123 amino acids)
Biological process (GO): mitochondrial electron transport, NADH to ubiquinone
Source: RefSeq, a predicted model, not a curated record